AUGGGGCACGGAAAAAGAAGCGAAGAAAUCAAAAUGGACGGCGCGGAACCUUUGAGGUCAGCUGCGGCGAGAACAGUGUCCAGAUCGAUGCAUGGUGAUACUCCACAAUCGUUUACCCACCCAUCUUACACAUCCACGCAAGACAGUAACAAACAGCGAUCCUUGAGGAUAUCAGUCAGCUCUAACAGUUCAUAUUCCGACUCGGAUUCCGAUGAUGAUGUUUCGCCCAAAGAAAAAGAACAAGUCGCUUCAAAUGGAUUCAAGGAUUUCUGCGUCAAAAACAUUCGAUAUGCCACGAUUGGCCGGCGCGAAAUCGAAAUCGCCGAGCAAGAGAUGCCAGCUCUGAUCUCUCUUCGAAAACGAGCAUCGCAGGAUAAGCCACUCAAAGGCGCUCACAUCGUUGGAUGCACCCAUCUUACUGCCCAGGCAGCGGUGCUGAUAGAAACGCUGGUAAUGCUGGGCGCAAAGGUUCGCUGGUGCGCGUGCAACAUUUUUUCGUCGCAAAAUGAAGUGGCCGCGGCGUUGGCGGAAAAUGGAAUUCCGGUUUAUGCCUGGAAAGGAGAAGGAGAAUCGGACUUUUGGUGGUGUAUCGAAAAAUGCGUCGCCAGCCCGGGCUGGGAGCCGAACCUGAUCCUCGAUGAUGGUGGCGAUGCAACUCACUUCAUGCUCAAGUACCACCCUGCUUUGUUCAAGAAAAUCGUCGGAAUCGUUGAAGAAUCAGUAACUGGUGUUCAUCGACUCUAUCAACUCUCGAAAACUGGCAAGCUCUGUGUUCCGGCAAUGAAUGUCAAUGACAGUGUGACGAAACAAAAGUUCGACAAUUUGUACUCCUGCCGCGAGUCGAUUCUUGAUGGGUUAAAACGGACGACGGAUGUUAUGUUCGGAGGAAAAUCAGUUACAGUCUGCGGCUACGGCGAAGUCGGCAAGGGCUGUGCCGCCGCUCUCAAGGGAAUGGGCGCAAUUGUGACGGUCACGGAGAUCGACCCAAUUUGCGCACUCCAAGCUUGCAUGGACGGCUUUCGAGUCCAGACAAUCGAAGAUGUCGCGGAUACGUCGGAUGUGUUCAUCACCUGCACGGGCAAUCGAAACGUCAUCACGAGAAAACACAUGGACAAGAUGAAGAAUGGAGCUGUUGUGGCCAAUAUGGGACACAGCAAUACGGAAAUAGAAGUCAGCUCGCUGAAAACAAAAGACCUUGUUUGGGAAAAAGUCCGAUCGCAGGUCGAUCACAUUAUCUGGCAGGAUGGAAAACGCAUUGUUCUCCUAGCUGAAGGUCGUUUGCUCAACUACAGUUGCAGUUCUGUUCCGAGUUUUGUUCUUUCUGUUACUGCUUGUACCCAGGCUCUAGCUCUUAUUGAAAUGUUUAACGCGCCAGAAGGCCGCUACAAACAAGAUGUCUACUUGCUUCCGAAGAAAAUGGAUGAAUACGUUGCGUCUCUCCAUCUGCCCCAAUUUAACGCUCAUUUGACGGAAUUGUCCGACGACCAGGCGAAAUAUCUCGGCCUCCAGAAGUCCGGCCCCUUCAAGCCUGCUUAUUAUCGAUACUAG
Oikopleura dioica is the source of this 1548-nucleotide messenger RNA. The record is from the annotation of a GenBank genome assembly. Lineage: Eukaryota; Metazoa; Chordata; Appendicularia; Copelata; Oikopleuridae.